Talaromyces proteolyticus is the source of this 513-nucleotide messenger RNA. RefSeq lists its product as uncharacterized. The record is from RefSeq and is a predicted model, not a curated record. Gene Ontology annotation, molecular function: RNA binding. Lineage: Eukaryota; Fungi; Ascomycota; Eurotiomycetes; Eurotiales; Trichocomaceae. The transcript is spliced from 2 exons. The annotation marks the transcript as partial.
CCCAAGGAGACCAUCUAUGUCGGGAAUCUGUUCUUCGAUGUUACUGCCGACGAUCUGAAGGCGCGUAUGGCUGAGUAUGGUACCGUUGAGCAUGCUAAGAUCGUUCACGAUGCGCGUGGAUUGAGUAAAGGCUUCGGAUACGUCACUUUCGCCUCGGUGGAAUCCGCCGCCAAUGCCAUCGCCGGGAUGAACCAGCAAACAUUCGAAGGACGACGUGCGGUCGUGCAAUACGCAGCCGGCGUUUUCAAAGCUUCAUCGCAGAGGAACAAACGCGACCCGACCCGCACUCUGUAUAUUGGAAACAUAUCCUUUGACAUGACAGACCGCGAGCUCAAGAAUCUUUUCAAGAGCGUCCGCAACAUCGUUGAUGUGCGCGUUGCUAUCGACCGCCAGACCGGACAACCCCGCGGCUUUGCGCAUGCGGACUUUAUUGAUGUUGCCAGUGCCCAGGAGGCUUUCGAAAUCCUCAGUGCAAAGGCGCCGCAUGGCCGCCGCUUGAGGGUUGAUUACAGC